AUGACUUCAUCUUCCUCUGUCAACCAAGACGCCUUGGCAAAAUUCCAAAAAAUCAACGACUGGAACAACAGCUAUUCUCUUGAAGAUGAACUCAGCCAUUCUGAUUCUCUCCAUGACUCUACUGCAUCAUCAUUUGAUUUAUCCCUUUCCAAUACUUCCUUUUCCAGCCUGAACUCCCAUCAACCCGCUGCUGUGACCAGUAAAUACCAUGGCAAGUCGGCCCUGCGAAAGUCUCUCAAGGAAAAGUCACCCGCAUCCGUCGAGCGGGGCAUGCGAAAUCAAGGAUGGGUCGGUGGGCACACUCCUCACGGAAGUCAAAAGCCAAGACGAAGCUACAAGCUAAAGAAUCCCUCAGACGAAAUCUACUUGAAAAAGUAA
Messenger RNA from Cylindrotheca closterium, 378 nucleotides. The record is from the annotation of a GenBank genome assembly. NCBI's taxonomy places the organism in Eukaryota, Bacillariophyta, Bacillariophyceae, Bacillariales, Bacillariaceae.